AUGACGGUUCGAAUCAGAGUUCCUGUUACACGCCGACGCAACACGAAGAAAGUAAUGAUCUACACGGUGGAUUUACAAGAAGAUUUGCACGCGUCACAACCUAUGAUGGAAGCUAUGGUCUCUGGAUUUAAGCUGGAGGCAUUACUUGGACGUCUUCAAAUGGAGGUUGCAAAGGUUAGCAUGCUUAACGAUCUUAAUACAUUCUCAAACAACUAUUCGAUUAGAGUGAAGAUUGUUAGCAUUUCGAAGAAGAUGAUGAAUAAUAACAAAAAUGAAAUAUAUUGUCUUGAUAUGAUCUUCAUGGAUGAGAUGUUGGAUGAAUGUCUUCUUAUCACCAAACCUUCUCUUGCUACUAAUAAGUCCUCUGCUAAGUAUACCAAGAGAAAUGACAAAAUAUCACUGUAUUUCUAUACUUCUGUUGAGAAAUGCUUUGACUGGUCUGGACCAAAAUACCAUUUUAAUUUCGUUAACCUCAAGGAUAUUGUUAAAAAUAAAUUUGAAGUUAAUACAGUUAUUGAUUGGAUUGGUUAUGUGGAUGUAUGUUUCAAUCUAGAGGAUACGUCAAAGAAGGAUGGGAGAAAGGGCAAGAGACUUAAUCUUAGACUUGAAGACAUUGAAGGCCAAAAGUGUCCGGUUACUUUGUGGGAUGGUUUUGCUAUUGACAUGUUUGCUUACAUGAAUGAUAAGAAACGAGAGAAAUAUGUUGUUAUCCUUUGUCAUUUUGGUAUGGUCAACCUUUACAAAGGCAAGCGUGGUGUUGCAAACGGCUUUGAGCUAAGCAGACUUUUUAUUGACACUGACAUUGAAGAGAUAUCCUCUUUUAGGAAGAGGUAUGUAGAGAAAAUUUCUGCUUCAUCUUCAUCAAAUGAUCAUGUUGGUUCAAUCGUUAUCUCACGUGUUGAAGAUGAGUUUCUUAAUAACCCUGAUUUCAUGCUUAUUGGUUUCCUUGGAACCAUAUCAACGACAAAGAAGGUUUUGGUUGUUGGCACAAUCACAGCUAUAUGCACUGAUAAACUUUGGUAUUACAAUGGUUGUAACCACUGUAAGUCAUGUGUGGAGGAAAGAUUUGUAACGAAAGAAAAUCCGGAUGGUUUAUCUGAUGUUUAUCAUGAAAAAUCGUUGGUGUGUACAAAUGAUAAAUGUGAAGGAGUCGACGUCUAUUCUAUUCCCCGGUUCAAGAUACCUAUUAGGGUGCAAGACUCUUCCGGUACUGUGUCUUUGACACUGUUUGAUUUUGAAGCUUACAAGAUUCUUCAGAAAACUGCCAAAGAGUUAGUUUCAAUUCAAGAUCAGGUUGUUAAUUCUGGAGAGAUACCGAACCCAUAUCCUGAUAUCUUUGACACAUUGAUUGGAAAGAGGUAUGCUUUCAUCAUAAGUGUUAAAGACUAUAACAUUGAGCAUCAGGUUGAAAACUAUGGUAUUUCAAUGGCCACUAACGAUGAUGAGAUCCUUUCCGCGCUCUCCGUCAAAUUCAAUCUUAACCAGCAUUGUGUGUAUUUUAUGUUAUUGUGUAUUAUGUACUUAAAGCAUGAGCAGUCCGAAUCGUUGGAUGUUCCAGAUUCCUGCAGUUUGUCUACUACUGUUGACCUUAUGAAGGAUGAGAUGUCAUACUGCGGUGACAAUGUUACACCUGCAUCCCAAGCACUUGUAGACACUGAGAAUCCGUCUUCUGAUGAAACAAAACGUAAUAUUCGUGAAGUGUUCGAUGUGGAUGAUGCAUUAGGUUGCUCCUCGACAAAGCGCCGCAUUAGUGAUGAACUCUCUCAGGAUGAAGAUGCUGGUGUUUCAACGCUUUUGAUUCCAAAGAUUGAGAAAUAGCGUCUUCUGUAUUUUCAAAUACAUUUACAUGUUGAUUUCAUAUGCUGUUGCCAUGUUGAACUUAUGGUUUUCGUUUUGUUGCUUUUGGGUGUUUGGUGGGUUAUGUUUUG
Helianthus annuus (common sunflower) is the source of this 1928-nucleotide messenger RNA. RefSeq lists its product as uncharacterized. NCBI's taxonomy places the organism in Eukaryota, Viridiplantae, Streptophyta, Magnoliopsida, Asterales, Asteraceae. The coding region runs from base 1 to 1818 and encodes 605 amino acids. The transcript is spliced from 12 exons. The record is from RefSeq and is a predicted model, not a curated record.